AUGGCGAUUGGAAAAGUUAAGCGUAACCCCGACGCCGGGGUCGCCACUGCGGUGCAGUCUGUCAUCCAGCACCAGACUUUCAAGCGCAUGUUGCUUUUCGGACUGCGCUCGCUCUCGGACUUUUGCAGCCCUUCCAACCAACUUUACCAGGAAAAUGCCUUGGAUGCGAUGGAACGCGGAGUGCUGGUGGCCAUUCAAACUGCCGUCACCACUUUCAGCGACGACGACGAUUUGAUGCUCUGCGCCGCCCGCGUCCUUUGGGCGAUGAGUGUUGCCGUUAAGGAAGAAAUGGACUCCGCCCACAUCUCGCGUCUGCACUCGGAGGGGAGUCCCGUGAUUGUGGCGAUCGUGAACAGUUCGCCGACGGACCCGCAGACGAUCGAAGACACGAUGAAUUUCGUUGACAACAUGAACCGCGCAGGCGCACCCAUUGACGGGGCCUCGAUUGCGGGCGGAAUGUUGUCGAUUUUCUCCAAGGCGGCUCUCGGGAUGAAGACGGCGAAGCGCGUGACAGCGGCGCUGGCGAUUGCCGCGGAGACUGCGGAGGGUUCGACGGCGCUCUACAACGCUGGAGGGACGAGUGUGCUGCUGACUUACUGCCUGGAUCAGGGCGAUCUGUCGGAUGCCGGCGUCGAAAUGGUGGAGGGCGCUUUCGACACGGUGCGCCACAUGGCCGUGAACCAGUGUACGGACGCCACGACGCUGCCGCAGUGCAUCACGCUGAUGGACAAGUAUCGCGGCAGGAAGAGCGCGUCGGCGAAAGGUAGCUCGGCGCUUGCCGCGAUGGUGGGACCAGAACAACUGCAAAAGUGUCUGAACACACUAAAGUCUGCGGAGGCGGGAACGCCCGAGUACGACGAGGCUCUCGUGACGCUCGGCAGUAUGUCGUACAUUAGCUCCUUCACGGACGAGAUCGUGCGCGCGGGCGGUGUCCCACUCCUCAUUGAACUGAUCAACUCGGGGCUGCCGCAGAUGGAGUCGAACCCCGACAAGAUUGCCUCGAUGAUCAGCGGCGCAGCAAAAAUGUUGGCGCGCAUCGCCUCGAACCCCUUGAACGUGGACGCCAUCGUGCAGGCUGGAGGCGUCGCGACGCUCUGCACGGCCGUGUCCUACUGCACGGAGAGCAUGGAGGCACUCGGCGCGCUGUGCAUGGCCCUCGUCCCGCUGGCCUCGCGCGAAAGUCUCGCCCACGAAAUUGUCCAGUACCAGACCUUCGCGACCGUGUUGCCGAUUCUGUACCAGAACGUCGAGAACCCGGAGGUCGCCUCCCUCGCCAUGGAACUCGUCGCCACCGGGUCGCAACACGAAGAAAUCCAGGAACACAUGCUCCAGAACCAAGCCGCAGAGAUCUGCUCACUCUGCUGCCAGUACCACACUGCCGACGUCACCUACCAGCAACACGCGAUCUCCGCACUCAACCGCCUGGUCCCCCGGCUUACCACCUUGCACGGCGUCAGCGAAUACGGUGGCAUCCAAGGCGUCGUCGCCUCCCUCACCGCCAACGUGAACAACGAGCAAGUCGCCCUCCUCGCCGUCCAGCUCCUGGACAACUUCUCCGAGGUUGCUGACGCCAAGUCGUACAUGAACGACGGGUCAUGCGUGGACGCUGUUUUGGCGGCGAUGCUGGAGCACGAAGGCAACGACUUGUUGAUCAGCGCGGGCAUCCACUGCCUCGGGCGCAUUGCGACGGAAGAGGACUGCUCCCGUCACCUGAACGUCCUCGACUCGGCAAUUCAAACAGCGAGGGGAAACCCCGAUGGCGUGUACAGAGUUCUUGCCGCCAUUUCCGGCCUGUCCCGCGUCCCGAGUCUCCGGCAAAUCUUCGAACAGAAACAAGCAGGCAAGAAACAGAUCAGAAAAGGGUUGCUUCUCCAAAUCUGCCAGGGAUGCAGCAUGGCCAGACAUGCACCGAUACAUAGAAUUAUAGAGCUGCAUGUUCCGGGUGCCGUGGAAAGGCGGUUUUUGAAACGCACGCGUAUUUUUAUUCUGUUUCGGGGGGCGUUCGCUCGCGUCCUUGUCCCCUGUCCUCUUGCAUCCACUGACCUUCAUCUGUCGCACAAAGAGGCAUGCGCGGUUCCCUUUUUCACAGCCGACACCAUUUUGGCCGGUAUUUCCAGCUGGAUCGAGUGCACUCGAUUCGAGGGCCAGAGCCGCAUCAUCAAGGCUGCGUUGAAGACGGUGAAGAACAUGAAAAUCAGCGGAGAUGGCGAUUUGACGUCUUGCUUCGUUGCCAUGUGCGAGGUCGCGUGCCUACCUCAAGUGAAGCGUGUGGUGGAGUUGGAAGAACCGGACAACAACAUUUUGGUGUCGAACACGGAGGCGAUUCGCGAGCUUGCGGCGACGAUGCGCAUCGUUGGAGCCGAGAACGUGGAGCGGUGCAUCGAGGGAGUGUUGAAGGUGAUGCGCAAGUACCCGGACAGUCGUCGCGCACAGCUCCACUGCUUGGAGACUCUGAACUACCUUGCGCAGUGCGAUGGCGGCGCCGGCGUCGCCAUCCUCUCGCGCACGGGUGGCCUAAACGCGGUCGUCCAGUACUUGACUCGAGCGCCAAUGUAUCUCGACUCUCAGAUUGCAGGCUUCACGGUCCUGGCGACGUGCGCCAAGAUCGAUCCGAGCAUCGGCGAGACGCUGCGCAAGUGCAACUGCCUGCAGGCCCUCAAGGUGGCGAUGCGCACGCACGCCAAGUCGAAGGAGUUGAAGCGAACGAUUGCGCCGCUCGUGGCGCUUCUGAUGCCCACGGACGCACUCGAGGCGGAGAUCACGGAACUCCUCGCCGAGUGCUCGGCAGCGUGCGACAAGAACAACUUCAGCCAGCUCCACGAAAACCUCGCAGCCUUGAACGAGUUGCUGAUCUCGUCUGAGGGCGCCAAGAUCGCCGCGCGCGCCAACAUUGGUCAGCACAUGUGCAAGUUCCAGGAGUACAUUGUGAGUCACGAGGCGGAUGCCUUGGCGGUGACGGACUACGACAUUUUAGGCAAGGACCUGUUCGACGCGACGGUCAGCGAGUGCGCGCACGCCAUGGAGCAAGUCGCGACGGUGCGCUCGGGACGCACAGCCCUGAUCAAGGCCGGAAAUGUCGCGACGUUGAUCAACCUGUACGAGUCGCUGAAAGGUCCUCAGAGCCAGUACUCCGAGGAGGCGGCCAUACACUGCCUGGAGGCGCUGCGCCUGCUUCUCAAGAGCGACAAGCGAUCUGCGGAGCUCGCCUUCGAACGCAACUUUGUCAGCACGUUGUGCGUGGGAAUCGACAACUUCCCUCACAGCGCGCCGGUCUUGGGAGCGACUUGCGGCUGCCUCGCAGCGAUGGCGACAACGCCCGAGCGCGUCCAGAUGCUCACAUCGCAGCCGGCCUUCGAGUUGCUGCUCCAGAAACUCGUUUUCGUCAUCCAAAACGACCCGAGCCGAGAAAACAAGAUGGUCGCCAUGCGCGCCCUCCAGGAACUCCUGGAAAUCACCAACGACGCCACCAUGGCGAACAAAAUCGCCGAGGCCGGUGCCGUCACUGCGCUCUUCCGCAUGAUCGACGAAUACGGCGACGAUGACCAACUCUCCGUCCAAGCUGCGGCGGUCCUCGCCCUCCUCGGAGCCUUCGAAGACCUGCGACGCUUCUACGACAACGACGUUCGUUUCCCCGCUCAGGUGUUGACGGCGGCUCUGGCGAAGCAGAAGAACAACGAGCCUGCGGUGGUCCACAUUUUGGAUGUGCUGAACAAGCUGGUGACUGUCGAGGAUCGCGCGGUGUUGCGGGAGUUGGGUGUGAUGGAACAAGUGGCGGAUGCAAUGCGCGUGAACAGCGAGAGCGAGGCUGUGACGCGUCUGGGAGGCGAGCUGUUCGCCAAGAUGGGCGCCGACGAGCAGAUCAAGUCGCUCAUGCUCCAGAUCAUCGAGGCCGUGGAAAGCGGCGCAGAAGACACGGCGCAGCGGGUCGACAUCUUGUGUGCGCGCCUGGCCAUGUUCCUGGCCGCGCCGCUCGAGGACCCGAAGGACGCGCUGCAGCACACCGAGAAAUGCCUAGGGAGCCUGGUCGCCACCCUCCAGGCGUACCCUGGGAACGAGCGCCUGGAGAGUAACAUCGCCCUCGUCACGCGUCGCCUCUGCGACCGCUGCUUCGACGACGCAAACGAUCCGUAUGGCGCCUGGGCCGUGGCUUCCUCGGGAAUGCUCUCGCAGUUUGCAAACAUGAUUGCGGGCGAGACAGUCGCCAACAACAAAAAGUUCCUCGGCUCCGCCUACCGCACUCUCACUGCGUGCUGCGUGAACCCGUACUGCAUGCCCACCAUGGUGGAAGUCGCCCCGACCUUCCUGCCGCAAACCUACGCCCUCUUGGAAAUGCACAAGAACGACGCCGAGACUGUCAGCCGCAUCCUCGAAUUCCUCCGGUACUUCGCCGAGGACGCCACCGCAUGCGGCCUCAUCAUGCAAAACAUGAGCGGCUCCAGCGGAGACAUGGUUGCCCUCACCGUCUUGCUCAUGCAACAGCACCAAAACAACGAUCAGGUGGUUUGCGCUGGCAUGGAACUUCUCGGCGCCCUCGCGUACACUCUCUCUCAGGCGGGCUAUGAGCCUCUUCCCAAACUUGCGGACGGAUCGGUCUUGCGCGACUGCGACGCCCUCGUGGGCUCGAAUUCUUCGUCUGCGCGGCAGCUCGCACACAUGCACAUGAUUGAGAAGAUGCUCCUCAGCAAGUCGUACAACGACGCAUUGGUGAAGGAGCAAGAGCUGAAGAAACUUGUAAUGAACCUCAAGGCUGAAGACGACAAGAAACGUCUUUCUGACGACGAGAGAGCAGGCCUAUAUUCCGCGAUGGCGUGCGUCCUGUUGGCUGCUGGAGGGGCGGGUUUGACGGGCGAGCUGGAGAAAUUCAACUGUUUCGAAGUAGUGUUGCAAGCGAUUGAGGAGUUUGGCGAGAACCCGUCGGUGAUUAAGGAAGUGAACCGCGCGCUCCAAGGUCUGUCGGUGGCUGACGCGAACAUGACGGCGCGCACGGUGAAGGAGGCGAUCCCGAAGCUCUGCACGGAGGCGACGACGGCGAUUCAGACGGACCCGGAGUGCGCAGACACUUUCUGCGACUUGAUGCUCCAGCUCGUCUCGCAGGAGGGGAAUGGCAGGCAGCUGCUGGAAGUCUACGGCAUGGAGGAGACGCUGCAGGGUUUGGAGAACUUGGCGGCGUACUACGGCGAAGACUUCGGCACGCAGUUGUCCGAGAAGGUUGCGAUGAUUCGCCAGGCGAUGGAGGACGAUCAGCCGCGCGAGAAGACGUGUAAGGACGUCUACGAGUUGCUCAACGCGCGCGUGGCGCAGGGACUGUCGGUGGCGAUCAGCGAAGUAGCGAUUCUGCAGGGAGAAGUUGAAUACCUCUUCUCGCAGAUGGGCAUGUACAACCAGGAGCAGCUCAACCACCAGACGGCGAUGGGCGCAGAUCACCAGUACGGCAACAUGGCCUUCGAGCUCCUCGCCUCGACUCCCGCAAACGUCAAACUCCUCCAAGCGAACGAAUUCUCCAAGAUGGAGUUUGCGCUCAUCAAGGGCCAGAAGGACGAAGAAAUCGUCCUGUAUGCGGUGAAGGCCCUCGCCGCGUUCUGCAAGUUCCCGCCCGCGGCCCAGGACACUGCGCGCAUCCAAGGCUGUCCCGCCCUCGUCACUGAAGCCUGCGCGAAGAUCAACAAGAACGGAUCUCUCGCAAACGACCGCAAAGAGGAACACCUCUGCGCGCGAUACUUCCUCGUCGAACGCACGGCCAUCAACCGAAACUUGUACAACAAAACGCCCAUCAUGACCGAACUGAUCUCGUCCUGGAACGACUACGACAAAGGCAUGUACACCACCACUGUCCUCAGACACAUUUUCCGCGCCAUGCGUCGCGUGGUGUCGGACGCGCACGUCGAGGAGCUGUUGAAGGCGAACGUGCUGCAGCGUUUGAUUGGCAUCGUCUCGGACGUGAAUGCAGACGUUGCGCUGCUGCCCGAUGUGCUUUUCUUGCUCGGAAGUUUGGCGGUUGUCCCCGAGAUCAAGACCAAGAUUGGCGAGUUGAACGGCAUUGCCGCGUGCACGGACUUGCUGAACCGGUCGUUGCCGAAGCCGAACACGGCACCCGUGGUCACCAACGUCUGCCUGGCGUUUGCGAACAUUUGCAUUGGACACAAGAAGAACACCGAGAUCUUCUCGAAACUCGGCGGCCCCGCCCUCAACGUGAAGGUCCUCAACGACCGCGGCCACGAGUACGACGUUUGCAACGCCGCCAGUGUCUUGCUUUGCAACUUGCUUUACAAGAACGAGAGCAUGAAGAAGCUGCUCGGCACGAACGGCGCGCCUGCCGCUCUGGUCAAGGGUUUGUCGAACUACGACGGUUCGGAGGACAAGACGGCCAUCCGUUGCUUGGAGUCUGUUUUCAAGGCCAUCAGCAACUUGUCUCUGUACACGCCAAACAUUCGGCCUUUCCUCGACGCAGGAAUCGAGAACGCGUACAGCACGUGGCUGAGCAACUUAAGCGAGACUUUCCCGGACGCCCAGCUGGAGACGGGUUGCCGCACGCUCGCGAACUUGGUCAUGGAGAACGAAGAGAACAACAUGAGGAAAUUUGGUGUCUGUUUGUUGCCGUGCAUGGCUGUUGCCAAGCAAGGCCGUACCGACACCAAGGCACUGAUUCUUCUCCUCGACAUCGAGGCGAGCCUGUGCCGUCUACCGGAAAACGCCGCGACGUUCGCGGAUAACGGAGGCAUUGAAACCACCAUUCGCCUGAUUCACCAGUUCGACUACGACGUCGGUCUCCUCACCCUCGGUAUUCACCUUCUCGGCAUCCAGAGCAGCGUGAAAAACUCGAUCCAAAAGAUGCUGGACGCCGACGUCUUCUCCAUCCUGGUCGGAUGCGUCGAGGUCGACGCGGAAGGAAAUGAAGUGACCGAUCUCGUCGUUGGCGGCCUUCGAUGCACGAGACGUAUUGUGCGCAGCGAAGAGCUCGCAUUCGAAUACUGCAACGCCGGAGGCAUUGCAACGAUUGCGAAUGUGAUUUGCAAGUCGAUUAACCAGCCGAUGGUGAUGUUGGAGGCCUGCCGCGUCCUCCUCGGCCUUCUGUUCUACACGACUCGCAGCCAGGCCGAGCGCCAAGCAGCUGUCGAGGCGCUGCAUGCGGAGUGCCAGCAGCGCGCUCAGGAGAUGCAUGCACAGGCCCAGGCCGACUACGAGGCAGGAGCGGUCGCCGAGCCGCCGCCCGAGGAAAUGGAAGUCCCCGAACCCGACCCUGAUGAGCUUGCUAACGCCGCCUACGGUGGAUGGUACCAGAUGGGCAUGGACGAAGUGAUGAUUGACGCCAUUCUCCAGGCCGUUUGCGCGUGCGCAACUGUGGAGACGCAUGCAAAGCAGCUGCGGCUUCAGCGCGUGUGCCUCGGCUUGGCGGCUUACUUUGCCUCUGAGCAAAUGGGCACCAGCAGUCUCGUUGGUAGCGGCAUUGAACAAGUCCUCACGCAAAUCAUGACCAACUUCGCGGGAGAAGCGACGACGAUGCAGCUCAGCUGCGUCAUCAUCAACUCCAUUGCCAUGACUAGCGGAGACAUGUUCGACGAAAUCAAAACUCCUGAACUCCUCGCUGCUCUCAAAUCCAGCGUAGGCAAAAUGGCCACAAAGAAGGCCGAGGAGAAGGCCCUCAAAGAAUCGUGCGCCAUGACCCUUGAAGCCGCCACUUCCGGCGCAGAUCCCUUCGACGCCUUCAGCAAGACAGUGACCGAGCUUGACUUCAAGUUCACCGAGUGGAACGUGGAUCCUUACCCGAACGGCGUCCACGACUUGCCUUCGAAUGUGAAGGAGGCUCUUCGAAAGGGAGGCAAAAUGAAGGUGUUCUUGCCCGGAAAAGAGAGCGAAGAAAUCAAGUGGCGCAGUUCUCAGGACCUCAACGUCUUCGAAUGGUGCAUGGGGAACGAUACAGACUUCAACAACCGCAUCCCUAUCGUGCGCAUUCGCAACGUCGCAAAGGGCCUCGUCCAUCCGGCCCUCCAGGCUGCCGCGAAGAAAGAGCCCAGAAAAAUUACCCCCAAGUUCACGUUGUGCUUGUUUGGGCCGCCGAAUGAUGACUUCCCCAAUGGUGUUGAGUUGCCGAUGAAGGCCAAGACGCAGAAGGAGCGCGACUCCUUCGUGGAGAUGAUGGUGCAGUGGCGCGACGCUGCAACGUACAACUUUUGA
This is a messenger RNA of Neospora caninum, 8172 nucleotides long. RefSeq lists its product as hypothetical. Gene Ontology annotation, molecular function: protein binding. The record is from RefSeq and is a predicted model, not a curated record. Bases 1 to 8172 code for a protein of 2723 amino acids. NCBI's taxonomy places the organism in Eukaryota, Apicomplexa, Conoidasida, Eucoccidiorida, Sarcocystidae. The transcript has 20 exons.